Triticum turgidum subsp. durum (durum wheat) is the source of this 1245-nucleotide messenger RNA. Lineage: Eukaryota; Viridiplantae; Streptophyta; Magnoliopsida; Poales; Poaceae. The record is from the annotation of a GenBank genome assembly.
AUGGCCGCGCCGUGCACUUCCACCACAGACGACCGGUUGGCCGUCCUCCUGGAGGAGAUCUUCCUCCGGCUACCCACCCCAGCCGACCUCGUCCACGCCUCCGCCGCCUGCGUCCCCUUCCGCCAGAUCGCCACCGGCAACUCCUUCCUUCGCCGCUUCCGUAAGGAACACUCUCCCUCCUUCAUCGGCUUCAUGGACUGGCACGGCUUCCGCCCCGCGCUCCCUCCUCACACCACCGCGCCCAUAGCCAGUGCAGUCCCCCGCGCUGCUGACUUCACCUUCUCCUUCCUCCCUAGCCCCACCCCCUACACGCUGCUCCCAGACCCCGGCUGCUGGUGCGUCCGCAGCAUUCGCGACGGCCGCGUCCUCCUCGACCGAGGCCACAAGAGAGACUAUGGUUCAGUCCUCUUCCCGGAGCUCGUGGUGUGUGACCCGUUACACCGGCGAUACCACCUGCUUCCACCGAUCCCUGACGACCUAGCCGCGUCGGUGAGGGACGCACUCCAUCUGACUUACCAGCGCAGCUGUGAGGUCAUCCUCGUUCCUCCCGGCAAGGAAGUGGACAAGGAAGAGUACGAAACUUCAUUUCGUGUAAUCCGGAUGGCACAGUGCAAGACCAAGGUGGUGGCAUUUUUCUAUUCUUCAACCACGGGGCAGUGGCAAUCCAUUGCAUCAAAGGCUUGGAGCGAUUUGUUAGUCUGCGGCAUGCCAAUUGUAUCUUUGAAAUACCGUUUGUUCUACCAUAGUCAUUAUGCCUACGGAUGUUUGUACUGGCCGAUGACGAAUGGGAUAGAAUUUGGGCUGAAGAAUCGUCCGAGGGAAGCUAUGCUCAUGCUUGACACCAUGACAAUGGAGUUCUCCGUUGCUGAUUAUCCACCUGGAAGAUGGAGAGGGUUCCAGGUUGGCGUCGUGGAGGCAGGGGAAGGCAGGCUUGGAUUGCUCACUUUCUCAAUUAAUGAUGCAGCAUCACAACUUCGUUAUAUGGUUAGGCAAAACACAGAUGGGAGUAACAAUGAGUGGCAGUUGGAGAAGAUAAUCCCCUUGGGUUCGGGCAAUCAUUCUAUUGUUGCUUCAACCGAGAGGUACUUGCUCCUCCUAAGGUUAGAUUUUGGGACAGACCACUCUGAAGGUCUCUCAUUAGAUGUCAAGACAUUUCAGCUUGAGAGGGUGUGUGAGCUAUCUGACGUUACAAGCAGGUCAAUAUAUACCAGCUUCCCUCCAUCACUGUCAUCCAGGACAGUAUGA